AUGCCAUCGUUCAAGACUAUCCUCCUUCCCCUAGCCCUCCUCGUGGCCACUGCCACUGCAGACACCUGCCCCGGAGAUUGGUUGUCAAACACCUUUAAUGGCGAUACAAAAUGCUGUUAUGGAAACAUGCUAGUUGAAGACCGUGAUGCAUUCUGCUGCGUCUACGACCUGACUCCUCCUCCCGUGGAAACUAUCAGCACGUCGACAGCCACUUCCUCAACCGAUGACUAUGCUGGUUGGUCUACCGCCGGCGAAUGCUUCACGAAGGUUCCUUUCAGCGCAAGCAACUAUUCGGAUCUGGUCUCUUCAGCUUCGUUAAAGAUUGCAGCUACUAGAGCGACGGUUGCGAGCAACCAGGCGAGUUCUACAAGCACCAGUUCCAGCUCGACCUCAUCGGGUACGGCCUCAGCCACGAAUGGUACUAGUUCCAAAUCGAGCUCAGCGUCUGCGGCUUCUACCAGCAAUGCGGCCAUGCCAAUUGCUACGGCUCAAGAGAUGGUGCUUGGUGGAGCUGCAGUCGUCGUUGGUCUUUUCGUGCUGUGA
Molecule: messenger RNA, 543 nt
Organism: Penicillium daleae
Lineage: Eukaryota; Fungi; Ascomycota; Eurotiomycetes; Eurotiales; Aspergillaceae
Exons: 1
Coding region: 1-543 (180 amino acids)
Source: RefSeq, a predicted model, not a curated record